This is a messenger RNA of Aspergillus campestris IBT 28561, 1933 nucleotides long. RefSeq lists its product as uncharacterized. Lineage: Eukaryota; Fungi; Ascomycota; Eurotiomycetes; Eurotiales; Aspergillaceae. Bases 49 to 1488 code for a protein of 479 amino acids. The transcript is spliced from 4 exons. The record is from RefSeq and is a predicted model, not a curated record.
CUCACACUUGUUUCGCUUACUGCUAUUGAAAGGGUAUUUUGGUCCAUAAUGAUGGAGGUCCUUGCGCAGGAUGAGUCCACCAUCGAAGACUGUCGAAUGGCAUUGAAAACGGCUUACCUAGAAAGAGACUACCUCGAAGCAAUCGGGCACGCAUCGCGCAUUUUAGACGCUGAGAAGGGGAGGAUACAGCAGGUGGAGCAAUUGUUUGUCGACUUUGAGAAUGACAGCCUUCAACUCCAGUUGGACCGAUUGAACCAGGACUUGGCCCGAUCGAUGAGGAGAGAGACCGAUGCGCAACAGGAACUGCGGAAAGUCCACGAGGAUCUGAAACGGUCUCAACAGACGGCUGUGGUUUGCUCGCGGGAAACCGAGGAGCUUCGCGAAGAGCUUGCCUCCGUGAACACCGUUUCCGCGGACUCCCAGAAGCUUGUCGCCGAGAAAACCAAACUAUCAAGAGACCUUGCAUCGCUGCAAUCCGAGGUGGAGCGGCUCCGAUCUCAAGCAGCUUCCACGUCUGCCGCCAUCGCCGAAAAGCAAGCCCUCGAACGCCAACUCAACGCGUUGGAUGUAGAACUGGAGAAUGAGAAACGGGCGCAUGAUCACACCCACGCUCAGGCGUCCGAACUGUCUGACGAGAUCGUCGCUCUCACAACCAAGCUGGACGAGACGCGGAAGAAGCUUGCCGAGGUGGAGAGCCAUGCACACCAACAGGGCCGUAAAUGGGCUUCGGAACGCAGCACACUCGAAGCGAAGAUCGAAAGUUUGAGUCGGAAGCAGUCUCUCGACCAGGAGAAUCUCGCCGCGACACAGGCCAACAAUCAACGAUGGCCGGUUGCGCCGGAAGCCACAAGACUGGCCGAUCCGCCCCCGCAAACCAUUCCGCUCAAGGAUCAGUCCCGCAGCUCCCGAUUUGAUCCCGGCAUGACCAUCAGCACGCCUGGUGCUGUCCGCGGCGCGGAGAAAAAGAAGCAACCCAUCGCGCGACCGGGUGAGAAGUCCGCAUUCUCCAUCACCCCAUUCCUGGAGCGCACUAAAGGGCGCGAUUCGACGAUGUCCUCGGACGAAUCAGAGAACGACACCCCUGUGGCGCGCGCGGUUGAUCGCGCGAGGGAGCAGCGCUCGGAAGCCUCUAGUGAAGGUCGAAGCAUCGCUUCCAGCAAUCGGGAGCCGUCGGUCUCGGCCAAUGAGGCCGUCUCAGAGGAACAACCGGCUCAGGUCAAGCCCAAGCCCAAAGUUACGAAAAAAGUACAGAAGAAACCGAGCGACCUGGUUGACUCCAGCGACAUGGCAGGGACGUCUGCAUCAUUAUUCAACCGUGCCCCAGGCCUCGGAAUGGCGAAAACCAAGAAGCGCAAGUUGGGUGGGCAGCGUGAUAAGACACUGCUUGACGAUGACUUCGAGGAGGAGCCCCGAAAGGAUCUCAAGAAACCCGCCGCAUUCGGUGCGUUUUCAACAUUUUCGCCCCUGAAGAAAGAUCGGCGGCGAUGAGGUGCGUAGGAAGAAGUAUUCCGUCUUUCUCCUUGGUCUUCAUAUGACUAUAAACUACGACUUGCAUAAUGGGAGGUCCCUCAAACUGGCGUUAUGGAUAGCUAGAACUGGCCGGUGUAUGUGAUAUUCUUAGCAGAGGAAACAAUACUUCACUGAACAAACCCCAAGCUCCAACCAUGGCCAAUUCCACGAUAGGAAGAUGACUGUGCCCCUAGCUAUGGUGAUCUAUGGUGAUCAGUGGGGCGCAGGCUUGAGUUCCUCCAAACCAAACCGAUGAUGGUGCUCACAGGAUGAUGAUCCACCCCCGGAAUGUGAGAGACGCGAGAUGGAUUAUCCAGGGGGUGGAAUGGCGAUCUGCUGGCGGCUCACUACUUCAAUCCUUCCUCGUCUCCUUAUAGAUAACACUUGGCUCAGCAUACACCUUCACUCUGAGUGUGCCCAUCCG